Molecule: messenger RNA, 441 nt
Organism: Myotis brandtii (Brandt's bat)
Lineage: Eukaryota; Metazoa; Chordata; Mammalia; Chiroptera; Vespertilionidae
Gene: LEUTX
Product: leucine twenty homeobox
Source: RefSeq, a predicted model, not a curated record
AUGUGGAAAGACCAUGUACCCACAUUGGGAUACCAUGGCAGUGCUUACUCAGCCACUCAACUUGAUGAGUCAGUAAUAAAGUCUUGGUUCAAGAUCCAGUGCAUCAAACGGAGGAAAUGGCUACUACAAUGUCAGCCAAGUCUGGCACUAGAAGCACCAAACCAAACCAUUCCAACUUUUGGUGACAGGCAAUCUGGAGGGACUGGUGCCUCUGGAUGGAAUACAUCCUGGGAUUCUCAGCCUCAUGAUCUCCAACAGAUAUGUCUGGGUGUCUAUGAUCAUCCUUGGGCCUUCAAUCCCUAUCACAUAGAUCCAUUUAUACAGCCAUAUGUCUUACCUGGGGAGGCACCCAGCAGUCUACAUCAGUAGCUCUUCCCUCAAUGCCCUGAUGGAGGGGGCAUAGCUGGGACUGAUCUUCAGUGGAUAUAUCUCAAGAGCUGA